This is a messenger RNA of Camelus dromedarius (Arabian camel), 1528 nucleotides long. It is a transcript of the gene AICDA, whose product is annotated as activation induced cytidine deaminase. The record is from RefSeq and is a predicted model, not a curated record. Gene Ontology annotation, biological process: defense response to virus; DNA cytosine deamination; negative regulation of single stranded viral RNA replication via double stranded DNA intermediate. Lineage: Eukaryota; Metazoa; Chordata; Mammalia; Artiodactyla; Camelidae. Gene Ontology annotation, cellular component: P-body; nucleus; cytoplasm. The transcript is spliced from 5 exons. Bases 71 to 670 code for a protein of 199 amino acids. Gene Ontology annotation, molecular function: zinc ion binding; cytidine deaminase activity; RNA binding.
GCAGUGAGGAGGCAAGCUUUCCUUGGCUUAGGACUGUCAAGGAGCAAAGAGAGCCACCCUGGAUUCCACCAUGGACAGCCUCCUGAUGAAGCAGAGGAAGUUUCUUUACCACUUCAAAAACGUGCGCUGGGCUAGGGGCCGCCACGAGACCUACUUGUGCUAUGUGGUGAAGCGGCGAGACAGUGCCACCUCCUUCUCACUGGACUUCGGGCACCUUCGAAACCAGGCGGGGUGCCACGUGGAACUGCUCUUCCUCCGCUACAUCUCCGACUGGGACCUGGACCCCGGCCGGUGCUACCGCGUCACCUGGUUCACCUCGUGGAGCCCCUGCUACGACUGUGCGCGGCACGUGGCCGACUUUCUGAGAGGGUACCCCAACCUGAGUCUGAGGAUCUUCACGGCGCGCCUCUACUUCUGCGACAAGGACCGCAAGGCGGAGCCCGAGGGGCUGCGGCGGCUGCACCGCGCGGGGGUCCAGAUCGCCAUCAUGACCUUCAAAGAUUAUUUUUAUUGCUGGAAUACUUUUGUGGCAAAUCGUGAAAAAACUUUCAAAGCCUGGGAGGGGCUGCAUGAAAAUUCGGUUCGUCUGUCCAGACAGCUUCGACGCAUCCUUUUGCCCCUAUAUGAGGUGGACGACCUACGAGAUGCAUUUCGUACUUUGGGACUUUGAUACCAAGCUCCAAGAACGUCACGUAUCAAGAAAUAUCUCUGAAGAUUGUGGGUAAAAGAACGAUCCUUCAGGAAUUCUGUUUUUCUUCAACUCUCACUCUGAGUUUAGGGGAGAAGUAUUUAUAUAUGACUUUAAAAAGAUGUCUUUAAAAUAGAGAAGAAACGCAGACCCAUCAGGGUUAAUGCCGCAACUGGUGCAGGCUUUAAAGGCAACACUGCCCCCUACUGGGAAACGACAGAACUGCAGGGCCUGGGAGCAUCUUAACGUCAAUAUUGUUGACUUUUGAAACAGGAAGAAAGAAGAUAAAUGCUUAAAAGUAUGGUGAGAGGAUCAAAUGUUUUAUAACCAGUAUCCUUUAAUAUUUUAUUCUUUCUGAGUUUUCAGUGGUGUUAUUGAUAAAUUUUUCUACUCUUUUCCUUCGGGGUUCACUUUUUAAGUGAACAAACUUCUGUCAGGCUGUGAUCUAUAGAACUUCCUAAUGAGAUAAUCUGCGUGAUUGUACCCUCCAAACCAUCUCUUCAAAGCAUUAAUACCCAAGCACGUGCUGUAUGUACUCAUUGUCUGAAGCAUGUUUUUAUGUUUGUAAAAGAGGAUUUUUUUUCUUGGUAUGGAAUACACAGGGUCACAGGUUCUUGUAUAAUAACGGAUCUUAAAAUGAAUCUGAGGGCUGUGAAGAAGACACUCUAAAAGUGAAUUGAUGCCCCAAGUAACAAAUCUGCAAACAGAUCCUUUUAAAGUCACAGCUUUGAAACCACACAUUUCCCAUGUAACUAGAGAAUGCUUGGAAGGCAGUUGCUUGAAUGUUGAGGAAAGGAAAAUCUAUUCUCUCUGGUGGAUCUUUGAACCUCAGCGAUGCCA